AUGGCACAGACUGCCACCGUGACCCUCGCGACUCUUGAUCCAGUCCACGCCACCACCCACCUCCCAGAAACACAACCAGAGCCUACAAUUCACGAUGCCGUUUCUGCAAUUCCUCCUUCAACAGCUGCCUCCGUCGCCCAGAGAUGGAACGGAUCCAGAGAAAACAUCUUCCGAACUCUGUCCUGCUACUUCGCUUUCACAAUCUACGGCAUGAACGACGGAACCCCAGGCGCAAUGGUCCCCCAUCUAGAAAGCUACUACUCCCUCCCCUACUCCAUCGUAUCCCUCAUAUUCCUCGGUCCCAUGCUAGGCUGCAUCACCGCAGCAUUCACCUCAAACAGGCUCCACCAAAAAUUCGGCCGUCGCGGCGUAGCAGCCUUUGCCACAGGUUCAUACGCAAUCUCAUACGUGGGCAUGUGUGCGCAUCCACCGUUUGGCCUCGUUGUGCCGCUGCUGGUCCUUACGGGGUUUGGGAGCGGGCUUAUGAAUGGGACGUGGAAUAGUUGGGUUAAUGCCUUUGUCUCAAGGGGAUGGAAUUGGUGGUCAUACUAUUAUCUCAUGCUCGGUCUAGCUAUUGCCGCCGCCGCAACUACAGUGUGGUCUUUCUGGGCUGAUUGCGGAACGAGCCGCAACACGUCACCAUCUGGCCAAGCCCACAGCUUCACAUUCUCCGUAUUCAAAGACAAGGUAACCCUCCUAUUCUCCGGCUUCAUGCUACUCUACGUAGGCGCCGAAGUCACAAUCGGCGGCUGGCUCGUAACCUUUAUGCUCAACGUCCGCAACGGCACGCCCUCUGCCUCGUCACUCGUCGCCUCUGGUUUCUGGAUCGGCAUCACUGUUGGCCGGUUCGCGCUGGGAUGGAUCACUAGCUACUUUGGAGAAAAGAUUAUGGUCUCGGCGUAUCUCGUUAUCGCGAUUGGCCUUGAACUAGCAUUUUGGCUUGGUAAGGAGUUUGUGGUGAGUGCUAUUAUGGCGGCGCUGGUGGGAUUAUCUAUCGGUAUGGUGAUGCCAGCGAGCAUCAGGGUGAUGACCAAGAUCCUUCCUGUCGAAAAGCAUAUUGUAUCUGUUGGCUUUGGCACAGCUUUUGCCGUUUCCGGAGCGAGCAUAUUCCCAUUCGUGGUUGGAGCGCUCGCUCAAGCCGGCGGAGUUCAAGUCCUCCAGCCCGUCAUCCUGGCAUUAUUCGCAGUGCAGCUUCUACUCUGGCUUUUCGUCACAAGGAUGAAACUCGACAGGGACGAGGAUUCUUCUGCGUAG
This is a messenger RNA of Fusarium keratoplasticum, 1254 nucleotides long. Its product is annotated as MFS domain-containing protein. The transcript is spliced from 7 exons. Lineage: Eukaryota; Fungi; Ascomycota; Sordariomycetes; Hypocreales; Nectriaceae. The coding region runs from base 1 to 1254 and encodes 417 amino acids. Gene Ontology annotation, cellular component: membrane. Gene Ontology annotation, molecular function: transmembrane transporter activity. The record is from RefSeq and is a predicted model, not a curated record. Gene Ontology annotation, biological process: transmembrane transport.